GUCCUACGCUGGGAAUCCGCCGGAUAAAAGUUCUACGUCAUGAUUUUCGCGUCACAUCUUUGUCAGUGAACAAAAUGGCAACCUACUGCUUAACUGUCACCCGGCUUCAGCUCGCUCUGGGCCAGGGUGCCCGUCGGCUGCAUGUGUCGGCGGCCCUCAGCGCUAAGGCCAAGGUGGCCAUGAGCCGCUUUGAGCCCAGCUCCCACAUCAAAUAUGAAAACAUGCAGAACAAUGUCAACAUCGUUCGCAAGAGGCUCAACCGGCCCCUCACCCUGUCGGAGAAGAUCGUGUACGGCCACCUGGACGACCCCCACAACCAGGAGAUCGACAGGGGCCGCACCUACCUGCGCCUGCGGCCUGACCGUGUGGCCAUGCAGGACGCCACGGCCCAGAUGGCCAUGCUGCAGUUCAUCAGCAGCGGCCUGCCCAAGGUGGCCGUGCCCUCCACCAUCCACUGCGACCACUUGAUCGAGGCCCAGACCGGCGGCGCCCAGGACCUCAAGAGGGCAAAGGAGAUCAACCAGGAGGUGUACAACUUCCUGGCCAGCGCUGGGGCUAAGUACGGUGUGGGCUUCUGGAAACCGGGCUCUGGCAUCAUCCAUCAGAUCAUCCUUGAGAACUACGCGUACCCCGGCGUCAUGCUGAUCGGCACGGACUCGCACACGCCCAACGGGGGCGGCCUGGGCUGCAUCUGCAUCGGGGUGGGCGGAGCCGACGCCGUGGACGUGAUGGCCGGCAUCCCCUGGGAGCUCAAGUGCCCCAACGUGAUUGGCGUGAAGCUGACGGGCACCCUGUCCGGCUGGACGUCCCCCAAAGACGUGAUCCUGAAGGUGGCCGGCAUCCUGACUGUGAAGGGUGGCACCGGAGCCAUUGUGGAGUACCACGGGCCCGGCGUUGAUUCCAUCUCCUGCACAGGAAUGGCCACCAUCUGCAACAUGGGAGCUGAAAUUGGCGCCACCACCUCUGUCUUCCCCUACAACCACCGCAUGAGGACCUACCUGCACAAGACUGGACGCGGAGAUAUUGCUGCCUUGUCUGAUGAGUACCAGGACCUGCUGGUGCCUGAUGAAGGCUGUGAAUACGAUCAGGUUGUCGAAAUCAACCUGAGUGAGCUGAAACCCCAUAUCAAUGGGCCCUUCACCCCCGACUAUGCUCACCCCGUGUCUGACAUUGGCAAGACGGCAGUAGACAAGGGAUGGCCCCUGGAAGUCAAAGUGGGCUUGAUUGGCAGCUGCACCAACUCCAGCUAUGAGGACAUGGGCAGGGCAGCCUCGCUGGCCAAGCAGGCUCUGGACAAAGGCCUCAAGUGCAAGGCCCAGUUCACCGUCACCCCCGGGUCCGAGCAGAUCCGCGCCACCAUCGAGAGAGACGGCUAUGCCAAGAUCCUGAGUGAUGUGGGAGGUGUAGUGUUGGCCAACGCCUGUGGACCCUGCAUCGGACAGUGGGACAGGCGUGACGUCAAGAAGGGAGAGAAGAACACCAUCGUCACGUCCUUCAACCGUAACUUCACUGCCAGGAAUGACGCCAACCCUGCCACCCAUGCUUUCGUCACCUCCCCUGAGAUCGUCACGGCCAUGGCCAUCGCCGGCCGUCUGGACUUCAACCCUGAGACGGACUUCCUGACCGCGCCCAACGGCGAGAAGUUCAAGCUGGAGCCGCCCAACGCCGACGAGCUUCCCGCACGUGACUUCGACCCGGGCGAGGACACCUACCAGCACCCACCGCCCGACGGCAGCGCCCUGCGCGUGGACGUCAGCCCCCAGAGCAACCGACUGCAGCUGCUCGCGCCCUUCGACAAGUGGAGCGGCAAGGACCUGGAGAACCUUCAGGUCCUCAUCAAGGUAAAGGGCAAGUGCACCACUGACCACAUCAGCGCCGCUGGCCCCUGGCUCAAGUUCCGCGGUCACCUUGACAACAUCUCCAACAACAUGCUGAUUGGUGCCGUGAACAUUGAGAACGACGGCAUAAACAGCAUUAAGAACCAGCUGACCGGGGAGUACGGAGGAGUGCCGGAUGUGGCCCGCCACUACAAGGCUAAUGGUCUGUCAUGGGUGGUGAUCGGUGAUGACAACUACGGAGAGGGCUCCAGCAGAGAGCACGCUGCCCUGGAGCCCCGUCACCUGGGGGGACGCGCCAUCAUCGUCAAGAGCUUCGCUAGGAUCCAUGAGACGAACCUGAAGAAGCAGGGCCUGCUGCCUCUGACCUUCGCCAACCCUGCCGACUACGACAAGAUUCGCCCUGACGACAAGCUCUCUAUCAAAGGCCUCCAGACCUUCACCCCUGGAAAGGCUCUAAGCGCUGUCAUCCACCACAGUGACGGCAGCUCGGACACCAUCACCCUCAACCACACCUUCAACGAGACGCAGAUCCAGUGGUUCCAGGCAGGCAGCGCUCUCAACCGGAUGAAGGAGCUGCAGUAGAGCUGCAUGAGAUGAACGAGAGGGAGAGAGGAGAGGAGAGGAGAGGAGAGGAGAGGGGAGGAGUGCAGGAGUAGACCAGGCGAGGGGGAGGUAGUAGAGCCCUGGCCCUGGCAGAGCGUGAAUGAAUGGGGAGGGUCACGAUGUUCAGGGAAGCAAAAAUAUGGGAGAUUUUUUUUAAGUGUCUUGUGAGAAAUAGUCCGCAGGACUUUUAGGCGGGGUUUGAGAGAAAAUGAAAAUGAGAUGGAUAUUUCCCUUCCCCUUUCCGUACCCCUAUACCUACUUACUCCUACCCCAAAUCCAAUAGACUUCUGUAAUCGUACGACCAUCACGAACACACAAGGCACCCACACACACUUUUCAGUGACACAGCACAUCAAGAAUAUUUACUGCGAUCGAGGUCAUCACAGUAUAUAAGGACAUUUAUGUGCAGUCCUUCAAGGUUGCUUCUUGCCACUCUGUCGACGGUUUGAAUCCGCUUACGAUUUUUCUGACCGAUACACUCAACUCUGUUUUAUGUGUUAAAGGGAAGCUCGUCGUAGAGCACAAUAUAGAUGUGUACAUAGAUACCAAAACCCUGCAGUAGUUGUUUAUUUUAUGAUGGUAUUAAUUUCCUGCCAAACAAAGCGUUUCAGUUCUGUUGCGUCAGUCUCGCCGUUGUCGAUGUGUGGCUUUUUUAAAUGCUUCAAAACACGGUUUCGCUGCUCGUUUCGCCCUCCAGUACUGAACUGCAUGCAUCCACUGUAACUGUUUUGUUCUAACGCGUACACAACGGGUUGAAACUCGCCUGUAUCACUUUUUGCAAUAUUAUCUGGCGAUGCGUCUGUUCGUCUGGUCAAUUCAGCUCUACUUGGUGCCACUUGUCAAGCAAUCCUCAUGAUGGUCGCAGAAACAUUUUGCCCACGGUUUUUGUUUUAAAACAAAAUGUCCUCCUCCUCCUCUCUGAACUUCUCGAUUGACUCUCUUCCUCAAAUCCCUUACCACUAAGCCGCUUGCUGCCGCCAUCACCUCCGGCAGUAUUGCCGUCAGUUCCCCAAAUAGUAAUGUUGACCACCAUCUAUACCACCAUUCACAACUCAAUUCCACGCAGGUCAAAAGCUCUCCUCCACUAUUUUAAAAGAGUAAUUUAUUUAUACUUUCCAAAAAAGAGAAACUCCAUAUGUGCAUUAAAAAAAAAGCUAGCUCGGAACAGACCUGUCCUCUGUCUCACAAUGUUGAUUUAUGAUGUUGACGAUGGAUCAUGGCUCAGUCAUGGUUGGACUUCCAUUCUCUCCUGCUCCCUUGCUCCCUUUGUAAUACCCUUUUUUGUAGGGUUGUGUAUUUCCUCGUUAUGUUUGUGUCACCAAGCUUAAAACCUUCUGAUGAAACAGUUGCUUCUCCCCCCUCUCCAUUCUCCACGUAUUGCUUAUAGUGGUUUGAAAGGAAUCGAAAAAACAAAAGGUCACUGACAACUGCGUCUAGUUUGGAUCAUUUUAAAGCGGAAGAAGAACGAAUUUAAGUAAAUUAUUACACAAUAAAUAAAGUUAAAAGUAAGAAUCGCAUUUUUUUGAUGUGGUCUUUCCAUCCAAACUGACUUUCUGAGAGAUGCCCCCCUUUUCUUUUGAUCCUGGUUUGGUCCUCAUUGUUGAUUCUGCCCAACCCUCCAAACACUCCUCCUAAAUUUCAAAUGCUCACUGUAUUUUUGUUUUGAGGAUUUUACCCUCCAACUGUUCAUAAACUUGGACAUUGUCUGGUUCCGUGUAUAUUGAAAUGUUUUUCUUUUCUUUUUUUCUUUUCUUUUUGCAUUUAAUGGCCGAGUGUGGUCAAACCGGCCACUGGGUUGUCAUAAAUUAGAAAAGAACACAGAAUGUCGGUGUGGUGUGUGUGUUUUUCACAGUGUGGCUAAAAAAAACAUGAAUGGGAAUUAACUGUAUGAUGAAGAUGAUGAUGAUGAUAACAGACAUUAUUUUACAGAAAAUAGAGGGCUUUGCUUUGGUCAGAUUUUUACCUCUCAGAGUUCUGUCACUCCUGUCAGAAAACACGCACAAAAGUAGCCUAAAUAGCCCUAAUAUUACUGAACAUGAUGAAGACUAUGAAAGGCUACAUAUUAUUAUAUCACUCUUAAAUAGUUUUGCGAAAUCUAAUAGAUCUGAAAAAACGGCAACACCUUAAGUGAUACCAGAAACCAGCUGAUUUUAACCCUUACAUGUGGGACAAUAUUAUUUAGCUUGAAUGAUUUUUCUUUGUGUAGUAGUUUUAAAGUGAAAAACAUGUACUCUAUGUUGGUCGACUGUGCAACUUGUAUAUAAAAUCAGAAUGUCUUGUUGCCA
Molecule: messenger RNA, 4726 nt
Organism: Engraulis encrasicolus (European anchovy)
Lineage: Eukaryota; Metazoa; Chordata; Actinopteri; Clupeiformes; Engraulidae
Gene: aco2
Product: aconitase 2, mitochondrial
Exons: 17
Coding region: 75-2420 (781 amino acids)
Biological process (GO): tricarboxylic acid cycle
Cellular component (GO): mitochondrion; cytosol
Molecular function (GO): aconitate hydratase activity; 4 iron, 4 sulfur cluster binding
Source: RefSeq, a predicted model, not a curated record